Molecule: messenger RNA, 889 nt
Organism: Pocillopora verrucosa
Lineage: Eukaryota; Metazoa; Cnidaria; Anthozoa; Scleractinia; Pocilloporidae
Source: RefSeq, a predicted model, not a curated record
GUUCCAAGAUGGCGGACCGUCGAGAGUCAGGGAGAAUCAAAGACAUAUCUAGCAGAAAAAUUUUAGAUAAUGAAACCCGGAAAAGACGCCAGAAAAGACAGCUUGAGGCCUUAGAGAAAGACAACGUUCAAGAUGAUCCUCACGCUCACCUGACGAUAGUCCCUGCCAAAAUGAAAGUUCCAGCUUUUAACGACACCAUGGAAGAUAAAAGGAAGAAGAGGAAAUCCAAAACAGGAGAGUUGUUUAAACAGAGAUUUCGAAGAACAUUUGCCAUGCUUUUGGAGGAGGCACAACAAGAAGCAGAAGCUGGUGAACCCUCAUAUACCUCAGCCAAGGUACCUCCCUCAAAAUUCCCAGAGAGACACUUCUGUGCUGUGUGUGGAUUUCCCUCAAAUUACACUUGUGUGUCCUGUGGAUCAAGAUACUGUUGCGUGAAGUGUCUGGGAACACACCAGGACACAAGAUGCCUAAAGUGGACAGUCUAGCCAGCUGCUCCUAUUAAUAUUUGCCUCUAUGAAAGUUUCCCAACAAUUCACGGUCAAAAACAAAAUCUUCAAGAACAGUAGAAGACCUCUCAUUCAACAAGUGACCAUGGUCGUGAUGAAUUGUUUUAGGAAUGCGUCAAGCUUACAAUUGCACACCCCGUAAACAAUGUGCAAGAGUGAUGUAGAAAAUGUUCCAGCACUUUGUUUAGGUCAAAGGUGUUUUUAAAGGAUCAUGGGUACAAAGACUCACCUUCCUCCUAUGUAACUCAGACAGAUUAUAUAAUAUGACUGCGAUACCAGUUCCCUUCGAAAAGAUGCCUUGAAAUCUGUGCUGUUCUUACUCACAUCUUUCUAGCAUGAUUUUACAUUUGCAGAUGUAAGGAGAAAGAAAUUAAAGGAACUCA